This is a messenger RNA of Perca fluviatilis (European perch), 3385 nucleotides long. RefSeq names its product diacylglycerol kinase delta-like. Gene Ontology annotation, molecular function: ATP-dependent diacylglycerol kinase activity; protein heterodimerization activity; protein homodimerization activity. Lineage: Eukaryota; Metazoa; Chordata; Actinopteri; Perciformes; Percidae. The record is from RefSeq and is a predicted model, not a curated record. Gene Ontology annotation, biological process: diacylglycerol metabolic process; lipid phosphorylation; intracellular signal transduction.
ACCCCCUGCAGACGUCUCAUUCUGUGUGCAGACAACAGGAAGGAGAUGGAGGAGUGGAUGGCCGCUCUACGCUGCAUUCAGAACAGACACAACUAUGAGUCCACCCAGUACAGCAUGGACCACUUCAGCGGGACACACAACUGGUACGCGUGCUCUCACGCCAGACCGACCUACUGCAACGUGUGCAGAGAGGCGCUGUCGGGGGUCACGUCCCACGGCCUGUCCUGUGAAGGUGUCCAUGCCCCACCAGUGGCUGGAGGGGAACCUGCCUGUCUCCGCUAAGUGUAACGUCUGUGAUAAAACGUGUGGCAGCGUCCUCCGCCUGCAGGACUGGAGGUGUCUCUGGUGUAAAGCCAUGGUGCACUCCGGCUGUAAGGAGCAGCUGUCCUCUAAAUGUCCUCUGGGUCAGUGUAAGGUCUCAGUCAUCCCUCCUACAGCUCUCAACAGCAUCGACUCUGAUGGUUUCUGGAAGGCCUCCUGCCCCCCCUCAUGUACCAGUCCUCUGCUGGUCUUCGUGAACUCUAAGAGCGGAGACAACCAGGGGGUCAAGUUCCUACGCCGGUUCAAACAGCUGCUGAACCCGGCUCAGGUGUUCGACCUGAUGAAUGGGGGGCCACACCUGGGGCUGCGGUUGUUCCAGAAGUUUGAUACGUUCAGGAUCCUGGUGUGUGGAGGAGACGGCAGCGUUGGCUGGGUUCUUUCUGACAUAGACACUCUCACACUGCACAAACAGUGCCAGCUGGGGGUUCUCCCUCUGGGGACGGGGAACGACCUGGCCCGGGUCCUGGGCUGGGGGGCCGCCUGCGACGACGACACACAGCUGCCCCAGAUCCUGGAGAAACUGGAGAGGGCCAGCACCAAGAUGUUAGACAGGUGGAGUAUUAUGGUCUAUGAGACAAAAUUUCCACGGCAACGUUCUGCAUCCUCCGUCACCGAGGACUGCAGUGAGGACUCUGAGGUUCAGGAGAUUCUGACCUAUGAGGACUCGGUUGCUGCUCACCUGUCCAAGAUCCUGACAUCAGACCAGCACUCUGUCGUCAUCUCCUCAGCCAAGGUCCUGUGUGAGACGGUGAAGGACUUUGUUGCUCGGGUGGGUAAAGCGUACGAGAAGAACACAGAGAGUUCAGAGGAGUCCGAGAGCAUGGCCAAGAAGUGCUGUGUGCUGAAGGAGAAGCUGGACUCUCUCCUCCAGACUCUGAACCAGGAGGCCCAGGCCUCCACGCUGCCGGCUCCCCCCCCCACCAUCGCCGAGGAGCAGGAGGAGGCCGAGGGGGUCGCCAUGAAAACCUCUUCCUCCUCUUCAUCACCAUCAUCAUCACCAUCAUCAUCAUCAUCAUCACACCCCCCUCCACCAGCCGCCAUCUUUAAACCCAGAGAGCAGCUGAUGCUGAGAGCCAACAGUCUGAAGAAAGCCAUCAGACAGAUCAUCGAACACACCGAGAGAGCGGUAGAUGAGCAGAAUGCUCAGACCCAGCAGCAUCAGCAGCUGUUCUCUCCUCUCGGUGCUGAGGAAGACGAGGGUCUGCCAGAGGAGGAAGAGGAGGAGGACAAGGUCUCUCUGCAGUCGUCCUACAGCACCAAGCAACGCAGCACACGCAGAGUCACUAAGACUCCGUGUGAGAGGCUGAUCAGUAAAGGCGGCCUAUCACUGGGCAGCUCUGCGUCACUUCCUCUCCAGACAGGAAGUAGGGAGAACAUGCCCAUGCUGAACACAAAGAUCCUCUAUCCAGCUCUCAGAGGUUUCUCAGCUUCUCUCUCCAGCAGUUCUGUCAUCAGUCGACUAUUGGUCAAUGCCGACCCGUUCAGCUGUGACCCCGACAACAUGUUACAGUGUGAUGGGCGUCCGAUCCCUCUCCCCAGUCUGCAAGGCAUCGCUGUGUUGAACAUCCCGAGCUACGCCGGAGGAACCAACUUCUGGGGAGGAACCAAAGAGGACGAUACGUUCACAGCUCCGUCCUUCGAUGAUAAGAUCCUGGAGGUGGUGGCCGUGUUCGGCAGCAUGCAGAUGGCUGUCUCCAGGGUGAUCAACCUGCAACACCACCGCAUUGCACAGUGCCGGAUGGUGAAGAUCACUAUCCUGGGUGAUGAAGGCGUCCCGGUGCAGGUAGACGGGGAGGCCUGGGUCCAGCCUCCAGGUUACAUCAAGAUCAUCCACAAGAACCGGACCCAGACCCUGACCAGGGACAGGGCGUUCGAGAGCACCCUGAAGUCCUGGGAGGACAAACAGAAGUGUGAGUUUGUCCGGUCGCCCCCCCCUCCGCCGGCCGCGUCCUCACAGCCGGAGAUCGUCUCCGAGGAAGAGACGGCGCUCGUCAGCGAGUUGGGACAGGCAGCUGGAGCUCUCAUACACAGUAUCCGGGAGGUGGCCCAGUCUCAUCACAGUCUGGAACAGGAACUGGCUCACGCUGUCAACGCCAGCUCCAAGGCCAUGGACGUGGUCUACGCCAAGUCCAACACCUCCGGGGCCCUGAGCUGCAGUCUGGUCCUUCAGAUGGUCAGCAACGUCAAAGCCUUACUCAGUGAGACUGAACUGCUGCUGGCUGGGAAGAUGUCCAUGCAGCUGGAUCCUCCCCAGCAGGAACAGCUGACUGCAGCUCUGAGUUCGGUGUCUCAGCAGCUCCGACGACUCGCUGACGUUCCCUGGCUCAGUCCCGUCAUCGACGAGGGUCCUCUGACAGAUUUUUCCAAACGCAGUCGGAGCGCAAAGUUUCGUCUCGUCCCGAAGUUCAAAAAAGACAAAAACAACAAAAACAAAGAGACCUGCGCUACUCUGUCUCUGCCAGUUCACCAGUGGGGGACAGAGGAGGUGGGGGCGUGGCUGGACUUCCUGUGUCUCUCUGAGUAUAAAGACAUCUUCAUCGGACACGACGUCCGCGGAGCCGAACUCAUCCACCUGGAGAGGAGGGACCUGAAGGAUCUGGGUGUAACUAAAGUAGGUCACAUUAAGAGGAUCCUUCAGGGAAUCCGAGAGAUCAACAGGAACAGCAGCGCCAGCGAGGCCUGAAGACGCCGUCAGAUGCAGCGAUGUGAUAACGGACGUUUCCUCUGACCCUGAACACAGCCACAUGCUGUGACAUCACAUCUGACGCUCGCUGUGAUUGGACCAAUACCAGGACCCGCUAGUGCCUUGUCAUCUCACCCGGGAGGCGGAGAGGGCGGGGCCUAACAUGGAUCCACCGCCACCAGAGACUUUUAAACCUUUAUUGACAUUGUCUUACCUUCAGACCCAAACAGAACGUUUAGAACAAGUCUGCCGAGUCAGAGACUCUCUGUGUGGAGAGGACACGCGUUCACGUUCUCCCUUUGGUCUCAUUUCUUUAGAAUCUGCAGAAUCUGUCUUCAUGUCUUUCUGUCUUCAUGUCUUUCUGUCUUUCUGUCUUCAUGU